GUUAUAGUGUAAUGCGAGAUUGAGAUUGCUACGCGAAGUGGUAGGUUGGGUAACUGGUUGGUGGUAAAACCGGUGAAUAUAACCCGGGAAUAUGGAUUUUUCGUCGCCUUUUGAUGUUAUGGGGUUACCUAGAAGCGACCUGGAAAACUACGAGGACUUUCCAGGUCAUACUGAAUUUACUGAACGACUUCGAAAAACAUUGUACUACGGAUCCGACCCCGAUACUGACCAACCAUCACUACCUGUAACCGAUAUUGCUAUUGACCUGUUCCAGGAUGCUUCUCCAUCUCCGCAUAAAAAAAUUGACAAAAACUUUGCUUCUCGAAUCUCCAGGAAAUCUUCAAUGUCCCCGUGUGCAUUCAUGCUGUCUAUGGUGUAUAUUGAACGAAUGAAACGAACCAACCCAGAGUACCUUGUUAAGAUUUCAUCUGCCGACCUGUUUCUUGUUUCUAUGAUGAUUGCUUCUAAGUAUUUAUAUGAUGAAGGUGAAGAAGAGGAGAUGUAUAAUGAUGAAUGGGCUGAAGCUGCUGGAAUCGAUGUGGACACUGUGAACGAAAUGGAAAUUGACUUCUUGGCUGCCAUUGACUGGAAUUUAUAUAUUAAACCAGUUGAAUUCUUUCAAUUUCUCCACAAGAUAGAAACAAGGAUCGCGAUUCAAGAAGGAAAUAAACGAGGCUGGUUUUCGUAUACUGAUUUGUUAGUGCUUCUUGAAGGACAGAACUUUCAUAAUAUUUUCAUGAAUGCUAUUAACCAAACUGUACAGGUUGCCAGUAUAUGUGCCUUGAUGUACGGUAUGUGUGCGGCAGCAAUGAUCGGAUCAUCCGCGUUAGCCUUACAGUCAACCAUGAGUACUGCGCCAUUAACUGAAAUUCCGAUACCAGUCCUGGAACCGACCUAUCUGAUGCCGAUUUACCAUUCUGGAACAGGAGUUGCCAGAUUUGUGAGCAGAGGCUGCUUCACCCCAGGAAAUCAGAUCAAAUUUCUGAUUGGCGGCCAUUUUGUUUUAAUGAAUGUGGUUCAAGAGCAUUAUCUCCGACAUGCUUUGACUGAUAGACAUAUUGCUCAUUCAUAA
Molecule: messenger RNA, 1072 nt
Organism: Saccoglossus kowalevskii
Lineage: Eukaryota; Metazoa; Hemichordata; Enteropneusta; Harrimaniidae
Product: protein CNPPD1-like
Biological process (GO): regulation of cyclin-dependent protein serine/threonine kinase activity
Cellular component (GO): nucleus; cyclin-dependent protein kinase holoenzyme complex
Molecular function (GO): cyclin-dependent protein serine/threonine kinase regulator activity; protein kinase binding
Source: RefSeq, a predicted model, not a curated record